Molecule: messenger RNA, 444 nt
Organism: Talaromyces stipitatus ATCC 10500
Lineage: Eukaryota; Fungi; Ascomycota; Eurotiomycetes; Eurotiales; Trichocomaceae
Exons: 2
Coding region: 1-444 (147 amino acids)
Source: RefSeq, a predicted model, not a curated record
AUGGACGAAUCUUACGCGUGGCUCAAGCUGCAAGGAUUUAUAUGUGAGGAGGAAUCGCUUGCCAAAUGGAUACUCGACCUGGAUAAACGUGGAUUACCCCCUCAACACUCUCUUGUACGAGAGAUGGCUAAUUAUCUUCUCUCACAACGCGGAAACCAACAGGUUGGAGAGAAUUGGGUAUAUAAUCUUGUCAAAUGUCGCCCAGAGAUUGAAUCAAAGUUCUCGCGGAAAUAUAACUAUGAACGUGCUAAAUGCGAAGAUCCGAAGAUAAUCCAAGAAUAUUUUGAUCGCGUACGAGAGGCUAUGUUAGAGUAUGGAAUCUUGCCAGAAGAUAUCUACAAUUUUGAUGAGACAGGCUUUGCUAUAGGACUCUGUGCGACUGCAACAGUUAUCACUGAAAGUGAUCGAUAUGCUCGGCCAAAGCUAUUACAGCCUGAUAAUUGA